GCUUUGAUGAGUGCAUGCUCCAUGGUGCAGAUCAGGCGGACUGUUGCCUUCGAGUGCGGCACUGCAAAUGCGCCUCGCAUCCGGCAGACGCCACGGGUUGCAACCUAGGCGUUUCCAUCGAGUGCGCCACCUGCCUGAUCCUGAUUCCCACGCUGAUCCUCCGGGACUCUGGGUGGCGUGGGAUCUUUGCCUACACGCUGCGCUACCUGCAGCAGCUCAGCAUUGACCGGCUGGGCCUUGUCCUGCCGCGACUGCCCGUGGACUUGCUUUG
Molecule: messenger RNA, 271 nt
Organism: Symbiodinium sp. CCMP2456
Lineage: Eukaryota; Dinophyceae; Suessiales; Symbiodiniaceae
Source: the annotation of a GenBank genome assembly